This is a messenger RNA of Lotus japonicus, 511 nucleotides long. Its product is annotated as oxygen-evolving enhancer protein 1, chloroplastic-like. Bases 1 to 363 code for a protein of 120 amino acids. The transcript has a single exon. Lineage: Eukaryota; Viridiplantae; Streptophyta; Magnoliopsida; Fabales; Fabaceae. The record is from RefSeq and is a predicted model, not a curated record. Gene Ontology annotation, biological process: photosystem II stabilization; photosystem II assembly. Gene Ontology annotation, cellular component: photosystem II oxygen evolving complex. Gene Ontology annotation, molecular function: oxygen evolving activity.
AUGUUAUACUCCUUGGAAGCAUCUGGGAAGCCAGACAGCUUCAGUGGGGAGUUUCUAGUGCCAUCAUACCGUGGAUCUUCCUUCUUGGACCCAAAGGGAAGAGGUGCUUCAACUGGUUAUGACAAUGUUGACGCAUUGCCUUCUGGUGGCAGAGGAGAUGAGGAAGAACUUGCUAAGGAGAACAACAAGAGUGCUUCUUCAUCCAAAGGGAAGAUCACAUUGAGCGUGACACAGAGCAAGCCUGAUACCAGUGAUGUGAUUGGUGUGUUCGAGAGCAUUCAACCGUCCGACACUGAUUUGGGAGCGAAAGCUCCAAAGGAUGUGAAGAUCCAGGGAGUUUGGUAUGCUCAGCUUGAUUCAUAGACAACUUUAUCUCUCUUCUGCUUUAUUUUGUAUUUUGUUGUAACUUCACAGUGUUGCUGCAAUUACCUUUGACACAACUGUCCAAGCAUAAGAGUGUUAUCCUUAUUUGAAUGUAUACUAUCGACUUUCAAUUAUAAUGCAUGAAAAU